Messenger RNA from Aplysia californica (California sea hare), 1803 nucleotides. Its product is annotated as lipoyltransferase 1, mitochondrial. Gene Ontology annotation, cellular component: mitochondrion; cytoplasm. The coding region runs from base 492 to 1706 and encodes 404 amino acids. Gene Ontology annotation, biological process: protein lipoylation. The record is from RefSeq and is a predicted model, not a curated record. The transcript has 5 exons. Gene Ontology annotation, molecular function: lipoyltransferase activity. Lineage: Eukaryota; Metazoa; Mollusca; Gastropoda; Aplysiida; Aplysiidae.
AACUUUCACCUUUGACCUAUUUUGCUUACACAUGUGUUGACUCUGCUAAGUUUGUGGUGGACAACAACAUUGGCCUUGGGUGCCUUGAAGAUCGCUGUAACAGUCAAUAAUUGUGACUUAUCGGUCAACAUGACUGAUUUUUGUUUCAAACUGGGAACUUCAGAGAUGACAUGAGCGUAUGGAGAGCUCUGAACCGCGCUAAAUAUCUUUGACAAGACGUGUGCUACUUCUUAUGAUACUUGAUGAGCAGUGAAGUGAAGUGAAACUGACAAAACAUGGAAAUGGUUAUCAUUCAAGGAGGGAAUGAACUUGAAAUGGGAAAAACUUCAGGAUUAUGACACAUACACAGACCUACAUCCUUAAUUUUACUUUUGCACAACAUUGUGUAGGUUAGGCUCAGUGCUGGCAAACUCCUUGGACUCGAGUCCCUACUGAGGUCAGAAGUACCAGCUUGGCCUGUGCUAGUUGACCUUGUCAUAAUAAUAAUAACUAUGGCCCUGAGAACCCCCGCCUCACUACAACUGUGGAAACAGAGUUUAACAUAUAAUUAUACUUUGCGAGGAGUCAGGGCUGUGUGCUUCAGAGGAUUUUCCACCUCUAGCAAAAUGAAAAAUGACAAGUCUUUAUCAGGUCGAAAUUACCAUGUUCUAGUAUCGACAUCCAAUUGUAUCUUUGAGAAUUUAGCUCUGGAAGAAUGGUUGUAUUCAAAUGCUGCUCUGUCUACAAAUGAUUACCUCCUACUUUGGCAAAACAAACCUGCUGUUGUUUUGGGACGACAUCAAAAUCCAUGGCUGGAAGCAAAUGUUCCGCAGGCCAGAGAAGAAAACGUUGACGUCGCACGCAGGGCCAGUGGAGGUGGCACAGUCUACCACGACAUGGGGAAUCUGAACCUGUCGUUCCUCACAUCUCGAGAUCGUUACAAUCGCAAGAAGAACUUGCAGCUUGUGGUUUCAGCUCUCAGCUUAUGUGGUGAUGCGAACCUCACCAUAAAUGAAAGAGAUGAUAUUCUCCUAGAAACAUUUUACAAGAUAUCUGGCACAGCAUCCAAACUAGGGAGAGUUGAGAGCUACCAUCAUUUAACUCUGCUGCACAGUCUAGAUCUUUCCAACCUGCAGCGUUUCCUGGAGUCGCCAGCGGUGGGCAUUGUGAGCAAGGCAACAAAAAGUGCCCCGGCUCUUGUGAAAAAUUUGGUGGAAGAGUUGCCUCAGCUGACCUUCCACGAGAUGAUACAAGCCCUCAGUCAACAGUUCCUCAAAGAUGGUUUAGCUGAUCCGAAAGAGUACAUCGCAGUUGAUCCAAUGGAUGAAUCUCAAUUCCCAGGCGUGGCUGAGAAUAAAGAACGUCUACAGUCGUGGCCUUGGAUUUUCGGAAAAACACCAAAGUUCACUCUCAGGCGUGACUUCACAGGACAUCAGUUUCAUGAACAUGACUGUACUGUUAGCAUUGAAUUGACUGUAGAAAAAGGAAAAGUAGCCCAUAUCGGAAUAGAGGAGCAUUCAAAAUCUAUGGGAGGUUUGGUACCUUUGGCUUUGGCUUUCUAUGAGGAGCAUCUUGUUGGUGAAGAUCUCACAGUCAAGAAUUUGACGAGUAUCAAAACAGAAUUUGACAAUUUUUGUGAUAAGGCCUUUGUGGAUAGGAGCAGUGAAGUUCAUCGAGGAGCACAAUGGCUCUCUGACCUCAUUCAAUCCUGCCUGCGGUUUGUGUGAAUGAGAGACAGAAAGUGCGGAGAGACGUUUUCCUCAUUAUGUGCCAGGUCUGAAGUGUGAACAGAGAAUUAAUAAAGUUAUGAAUUAUGAAGUGCAA